AUGGCAAAUGCCCUUGAAGGUGGCUUGUCGUGGAUCUCUGUACACGUCCUGGUAUCAAAGGAGUACCAUGCGAGCUUUUGGCGGGGCCCAAUAGGUGCCCCACCAGCGGUGCAGCCUCUCGCACAGCCCGCUCAGAUGGAGCGGGUUGAAGAUUCCAACCACUUCCCUGACGACUGUCUUCCUCCAGAAGACGAGUACAGUUCUCGAGAGGCCUUGUACGCAGCGAUCAACGCUUGGGCAGCACCAGAGGCUAUGCAUUCGUGA
Messenger RNA from Metarhizium robertsii ARSEF 23, 264 nucleotides. RefSeq lists its product as uncharacterized. Lineage: Eukaryota; Fungi; Ascomycota; Sordariomycetes; Hypocreales; Clavicipitaceae. The record is from RefSeq and is a predicted model, not a curated record. Bases 1 to 264 code for a protein of 87 amino acids. The transcript has a single exon.